This is a messenger RNA of Daldinia vernicosa, 2549 nucleotides long. RefSeq names its product cytochrome P450. The record is from RefSeq and is a predicted model, not a curated record. Bases 745 to 2274 code for a protein of 509 amino acids. Gene Ontology annotation, molecular function: iron ion binding; oxidoreductase activity, acting on paired donors, with incorporation or reduction of molecular oxygen; monooxygenase activity. The transcript has 3 exons. NCBI's taxonomy places the organism in Eukaryota, Fungi, Ascomycota, Sordariomycetes, Xylariales, Hypoxylaceae.
GUACUUGCAGAUAGCUUAUUACACCUUGAUCAACUCUUGGCUACACUACUCCAACUGUUCGUAAAGAGUCAUCUCAAAUGUAACCAAUGGGCUUGUUCGGAAAUACACCGUUAAGAACUACCGAUCUACACCAUCUUGGCCAUUUCUCAUCGCUCCCAUGCAGCUUAAGUCUAGACUCGUCUUAUAAGAGAUAACGGCUGGGGCAACUCCCAGAUUCCCCAAUCUCAUAUAAAGGAACCCCAAGAUAGGGAUCACACAUCCAUCGUUAGUAAUCUUCUCCAGAAGCCAUGCCGUCUAUACUAGAACGAUUUACAUGAACCGAUAUCCGCCCCGGUUGAGUGGCUAAGAAGGCAUCUUUCCGGCUCUCGUUUAAUCGCCCUAGUCGUAACGCCGUCACCUUCUUACAUAUCGAUAGGCAAUGCCUGUGUUUUUCAAGUGCCGAUGUUACGGGAAUCCAUCCGCCAAGGGAACUGAGUAGUUUUACAUUAUAACCGGUUGCUAUCGCCAACAUGUUGUGUGACAAUAAACUAUAGAUAUAUCCAUCACUCAUUCACUUACAUAUCAAGUAUGACGUGACAUGGAUAGCUCCCCGCUCCCGUCGAUUGUUCUCGAGCCGCGGGAAUAUGUAGACUAAAAUAUAACAGCGAGUAGUUAUAUAUAUGAGCUUGGUAUUUUAGGUGUUAGGGAAAAGAAAGCACGUGUGUGUUGUUGAGCCUUGGUAACAAUAUCGAGUACGAAGCCAAGAUGGCGGUAGGACUUACUACGCUCGUGGAGCCAUUCUGGAGAGCUUCUUUUCUAGAGCUUCUGAUAAUUUUUGUUCUAUUGUAUUUAGCAAUAGGGAUUACCAAGAUCGUUUACAAUGCCUUCUUCCACCCAUUAGCCCCUAUACCGGGUCCAAAGCUAUACGCCAUCUCGCCUCUUCCUAUAAGCUGGUCUCGAGCGCAGGGCAGGUCUCCCUACAAGUUUGCCGAGCUACAUGAGAAAUAUGGACCUAUCGUACGCGUCGGCCCCGACGAAGUCUCUUGUGCCGGUCCCACAUCCUUCAAAGAUCUAUAUGGUCCUCGCUAUGGCAAAGGAGGCCCUUUAACCCGUGAUUCGCGGGCCGCGCCACUUAAAGAUAAGUUCGGCGCCGUAGGCAUGUUUCAAGCCGAAGUACAGGAGCAUGCUAGAAUACGUCGUCAGCUUAACCCUGCAUUCUCCGAAAAGGCCUCGCGCGAGCAAGAACCUCUCGUGCUGGGAUACAUCGACUCUAUGAUUCGGAAACUGCGAGACGCCUCGGCGAGGGGGGGUGUUGUUGACAUUGAAAAGUAUACUAUGUGGGCGACCUUUGACAUCCAAGGCGACCUAGUAUUCGGCGAAGAUGUUUUCGAAUGCAUCGAGAAAGAGCAAUACCAUCCCUGGAUCAAAAUUAGCAUGGCCUACUUUACAUCAGGGGUUUACACACACGCCCUAAACGACAUCUCGUCUUGGGCGCUAUGGAUUUGGCAAAAGUUCCUUAUUCCAAAGAGUUUUGCCGAUGCGCAGAACUAUCAUCUUAGGACUACUCUGGAUCUAGUAGACAAGAGGAUGGCUUCUAAGAAGACGGGUCAUCCAGAUUACAUGUCGUUUGUUACUAGCGAAAGCAAAGCCGGCGAGGUUCUCACGAAGGAGCAGAUGUAUGCCAACGCCCAGAUGCUGGUAACGGCCGGAUCGGAGACCGUAGCAACAGCAUCUGCUACUACGCUUUUCCUCUUGCUCAUUCAUCCAGAGGCUAUGGAACGAGUUAAGCGUGAGAUUCGGUCUACGUUCGAGUCGGAGCAGGACAUUACAGCUGCUUCCGUUAUUAAUAUCCCGUACCUUUUAGCUGCGAUCGAUGAGUCUAUGCGUGUCUGGCCUCCGGUUGCAACAUCGUUUAACCCUCGACUGAUGUCGUCUGGAGGCUGCGCUGUGGAUGGCUAUUUCGUUCCCGAAGGCUCCAUUAUCGGCAUCCAUAACUAUGCUGUUGGCCGACUAGAGAGAUACUUUAAAGACGCGAAGAAAUUCGUCCCUGAACGUUGGUUAGGCGAUGAAAGAUAUGCCAACGACUCAAGAGAAGUCUUCCAGCCGUUCAGCUCCGGGCCGUUGAACUGCCUCGGGCUCACAAUGGGACGUAUGGAGACCCGAGUCAUCCUAGCCAAGCUUAUUUAUAACUUCGAUAUCGAGUUAAUGCCCGAGUGCAGAAAUUGGCUUGAGAAUCAGAAGAAUUAUAUCGCCUGGCAUAAGCCUCCCCUGAUGGUAAAGCUGACCCCAGCAUAGCAAGUAUAGGGUAGUACCGUAAGGAUGGCGGCUGGAAUUGUUGCAUGGAGUACGUGCAGGUGGUAUACUAUCUUCAGCGGAAUGCAUAUGCAGAAACUUCAAUCAUCUCGACGCCGUUUUCUUUCUCCGCCGUCUAGAAGUAUUUAAUAAGAAUAUAGUCUGGCCAUAUGUAUAAAUCCCAUAGUUAAACUUGGCUCCCACAGCAAACAACGGCGUUUCCGAGGAGGCUAACAAAAUCCUAGCUAGAGAUAAAAACAAAGCUUCCCUUCCAUAGA